AUGAGGAUUCAUCCUGACAAAGCCGAGGAUGUCAAUCUUUUAAACUCUUCGCCCGGAUGUAUCUGUCUCUGGCUCGCAGUGUCGUCGGACAAGCAGCAGGCACUACUCAGGCCAUUCACGGCCACCAUCAGAUUCCCUGAUCUCGAUCUGCCUGAUUCUGCCAGCUCGUCACCGACCAAGCACGCAUUCCGUCCUACCGCGAGGGACACUGAGGCGUUGACCUUCCUUCGGGAGAUUGUGAAGAUAUCUUGGUACGAACUCGAUGGAAUGGACAUUGAGACCGUCAUGAAAUUGACACGAAUCUCGGCUGGUGAACAAGAGCCAACCCUUCAGGAGGUAAAGGAGUAUCUCAAGGCCUGGGGCGUGCCCCUUUCUGUACAAAGCAGGGUAGCACAGUCUUUUUGCGCUCCGUGA
Messenger RNA from Suillus fuscotomentosus, 414 nucleotides. RefSeq lists its product as uncharacterized. The record is from RefSeq and is a predicted model, not a curated record. Bases 1 to 414 code for a protein of 137 amino acids. NCBI's taxonomy places the organism in Eukaryota, Fungi, Basidiomycota, Agaricomycetes, Boletales, Suillaceae. The transcript is spliced from 5 exons.